Messenger RNA from Caenorhabditis briggsae, 1191 nucleotides. It is a transcript of the gene Cbr-jbts-14, whose product is annotated as Protein CBR-JBTS-14. Gene Ontology annotation, cellular component: ciliary transition zone. The record is from RefSeq and is a predicted model, not a curated record. Gene Ontology annotation, biological process: cilium assembly. NCBI's taxonomy places the organism in Eukaryota, Metazoa, Nematoda, Chromadorea, Rhabditida, Rhabditidae. The coding region runs from base 1 to 1191 and encodes 396 amino acids. The transcript has 8 exons.
AUGUCGGCCCCUCCACGCCGCCCUGUACCAAUACCAUCCAAUAAUUUGUUCAGAGAAGAUUCCUCGUCUUCGUCAGAUAGUGAGAUAAUUAUUCCACAAAACAACGAAGUGGACAUUGUAAAAGCUGGAAGUGAUAGCGAUGUCGAUGAACCUUUUGAUCGGCCCGUUCCACGACUGGUGUCUGAAGAAUCGACCCCAGUGGAAAUCAUCCAGACGGAAGAUGAUCGCUGGGGCGAAGAGCCGCCUAACAGACACCUACGAAAUCGAAGGGUCUCUUAUGGAAAAAUUCCCGUCCCUCCGCAAACAAUGACAGCCGAAGACAUUCAGGAAGCUGCUAAAAAGAGCAGAGAGGAGCAGGGAAAUGUGGCACAAGAAGUUCGCAGACCAGUGGACCCAAGAAGGUCCUCAGUCAGUUUGGAUGUUUUCAAAAGUUUUCGGGACCCUCAUGACAGGAAGAACAUGCCAGCAAAGGAUAAGACCAUCUAUGUUGAAGGAGCAAAUGGAAGUUUUCGUGAAAUGAAGAAAGGGCUAUUUUGGGACACUAAAGAGCCAGUGAAAUCGAAGCGUGAAGAAAAGAAAGAGGAAGACUCAAUCAUCCCUCACAUUCUAAAAGCUCCAGGCCAGGCGUUCCGAGCCCAGCGAGCAUAUAAUCAGGUUGCCAAUAUUGUGCAAGGAUUCUUAGCCGGUGUGACAGUGAUGCUUUCUAUAUUUUCAUUCAAUCUCGAUGCCUACGUAUUGCUGAGUGGAUACCGUUAUUUGAGUCUUCCAAUCCAUGCUGCAUUUAUGUGCGCGUUCACUAUAAGUUUCGUAUCGGCGAUUGAUAGAACUGGAAUCUAUGAAGUUGAACAUUUUACUUCCAAAUCUAGGCUGUAUGCUACAGUUUACAACAAUGGACUUUUUACAUUUGUCGUAUGGUUCGUUGGGUUGAUAUCAACUCUUCUUUGUAUCCAACUGGAAAGUCAGUUGGCAUUUGCGCCGACGAAAAUCCCAUCAGAUGCUCUUGUCCGCCGCUGGAGAAUCUACAGCGUAUUCAGAGCGGUUACUGCUGCACUUGGCUUUUUAAUUCUGGCAUUCAAACCCGAUUCUGAUACGAUGGCCAAAGAAUUGAGAAAAGCGAUAUCUGAUCAAAUGGAAUUGGUGACACAUGAUCCUGAUAGGAAGAACAUUAUACUGACAGCCAUGAAAAUUUGA